Phanerochaete carnosa HHB-10118-sp is the source of this 1508-nucleotide messenger RNA. RefSeq lists its product as uncharacterized. Bases 4 to 1371 code for a protein of 455 amino acids. The record is from RefSeq and is a predicted model, not a curated record. Gene Ontology annotation, molecular function: proteasome-activating activity; ATP hydrolysis activity; ATP binding. Gene Ontology annotation, cellular component: proteasome regulatory particle, base subcomplex. NCBI's taxonomy places the organism in Eukaryota, Fungi, Basidiomycota, Agaricomycetes, Polyporales, Phanerochaetaceae. The transcript is spliced from 12 exons. Gene Ontology annotation, biological process: proteasome-mediated ubiquitin-dependent protein catabolic process.
AAGAUGCCUCCGAAAGCAGAUUGGGAGAAAUGGGAGAAGAAGGUAGACGGCAAGGAAGAGAAGGAGACCAAAGCCCUGGACGACAGCGACAUUCAGAUUCUCAAGACAUAUGGUCAAGGUCCGUAUGCUCACCGGUUAAAGAGGAUUGAGAACGACAUCAAGGAGGUGCAGCAGAGGAUUAAUGAGAAGCUCGGUGUCAAAGAAUCGGACACGGGUCUUGCUUCACCUAACCUCUGGGAUCUUCCAGCUGAUCGCCAGAGAAUGUCUGAGGAACAUCCCUUGCAAGUUGCACGUUGCACAAAGAUCAUACCUAUGGAUCCGGCAAAGGCUGAGCGUGCGCGUGCCGUCAAUCCACUCGGUGCCGUCCAGGGACAGAAAGGCGCGGACGAGCAGGACAAGUACGUCAUCAAUAUCAAGCAAAUCGCAAAGUUUGUUGUCGGUCUCGGCGACCGUGUUGCGCCGACAGAUAUCGAGGAAGGCAUGCGAGUAGGAGUCGAUCGUACCAAGUAUCAGAUUCAAAUACCACUCCCUCCGAAGAUCGAUGCGUCGGUCACAAUGAUGCAGGUGGAAGAGAAGCCGGACGUCACCUACUCAGAUGUUGGUGGCUGCAAGGAGCAGAUCGAGAAACUCCGAGAAGUCGUCGAGACACCACUACUUUCACCGGAGCGUUUCGUUAAUCUCGGCAUCGACCCUCCAAAGGGUGUUCUGUUAUUCGGCCCACCAGGUACUGGCAAAACACUCUGCGCUCGCGCGGUUGCCAAUCGAACGGAUGCUACAUUCAUUCGUGUCAUUGGUUCCGAGCUUGUGCAGAAGUACGUUGGUGAAGGUGCUCGAAUGGUCCGUGAGCUUUUUGAGAUGGCGCGCAGCAAGAAGGCGUGUAUCAUCUUCUUCGACGAGGUUGAUGCUAUCGGCGGUGCUCGGUUCGACGACGGCGCAGGGGGCGAUAACGAGGUCCAGCGGACGAUGUUGGAACUGAUUAACCAGCUUGAUGGUUUUGACCCUCGAGGAAAUAUCAAAGUAUUGAUGGCGACAAAUCGGCCGGAUACGCUGGACCCUGCACUACUUCGUCCGGGACGGCUUGAUCGACGCGUUGAGUUCUCUCUGCCGGACAACGAAGGUCGUGCCCACAUUCUUCGGAUCCAUGCUCGAAGUAUGAGCGUCGAGCGCGAUAUUCGGUUCGACCUCAUUGCUCGACUGUGCCCGAACACCACAGGCGCGGAACUCCGGUCAGUCGCCACCGAGGCGGGAAUGUUUGCUAUUCGUGCACGACGGAAAGUCGCUACAGAACGCGACUUUUUGGACGCCGUAGAGAAGGUGGUUCGGCAAGGGACCAAGUUCUCCUCCACGCCGCUGUACCAGGUGUACAAUUAGAUCUGUUCAACGGGACAUGUACGAUACUUUUGAGGCCUCUAUCUUAUGUUCUCAUGAUAAAUCGCCGCUCUACCACUGGCUACACGUCCCUCAGUAUGCACCUGACCUUCCCGCGGUCAGAGUGUGCCGCCGAUCGC